Molecule: messenger RNA, 4332 nt
Organism: Phragmites australis (common reed)
Lineage: Eukaryota; Viridiplantae; Streptophyta; Magnoliopsida; Poales; Poaceae
Product: putative disease resistance protein RGA4
Exons: 3
Coding region: 1-4332 (1443 amino acids)
Biological process (GO): defense response to other organism
Molecular function (GO): ADP binding
Source: RefSeq, a predicted model, not a curated record
AUGGCGGUGGUGGAUGUGUUGGUGGAGUCCGACUGGAGAACUGCAGCACGCGUGGCAGCAGCAGCUGCGACGACAGCAGUGUCGAGGGCCGACGUUGUGGAGAUCGCGUCAGGCGCAGAUGAGCCGUCGGGUGCGGCCAUGCCGAGCACCAGCGGCGAGGUGGAGCGGAAGGUUAGGAAACAAACCUAUCUGAUACCAUGCAAUACUGGAGCUGGUUCAGUUACUGUUGCGCACAAUACUACAACUUCAUCCACGUCGUCUCGCAAUUUCGUUCGCCAGAUUGGAAGCGCCGUAAUGGAACGUUUGAGGAAAAGGAAAAGAGAGGAUGACCACAACAUUGCUGCCAACAGACACCUAGGAAACAUGACUGAGUUUUCUCGUACGAUAAAGGACAUUGCUGAUAAACUACGAGAGCUUGGGGGUGAUGUUAGUAACGCUCUGAAAAUAGAUGUAUCGAACUUCCGUGUAGCUUCAAGUCUGAGUCAGAGUACACCCAAGGACACACGUCUAACAUCAUCAUUUAUUGUUGAGCCCAAAGUGUACUGGAGACAUUCAGAUAUGGAAUCCAUCCUAAAGCUGAUGGAAUCCAGCAUCCAAAAGUCUACGGGAGCCCAAAGUAACACAUCCAAUGGCAUAACUGUCCUACCGAUUGUAGGCAUAGGAGGCAUUGGGAAGACAACUCUGGCCCAGCUUGUGUACAAUGAUUCGAUAGUUGCAAAUCAGUUUCAGAUCAAGAUUUGGGUUUGUGUGUCUGAUAAUUUUAAUGUACUUAGGCUGACAAGGGAGAUGUUAGACUGUGUCUCUAAACAAAGGCAAGCAGAAACAAGCAACUUGAACAAGCUUCAGGAGGAUCUAGAGGAACACAUGAAAUCUAGGAGGUUUCUAAUUGUCUUGGAUGAUGUCUGGGAUGACAUGAACGAAGACUCUUGGAACCAACUGUUAGCUCCUUUGAAACGUAAGGCAAUGGGUAAUCAGGCAAUGGGUAAUCAGGCAAUGGAUAAUAUGAUACUUGUGACAACUCGAAAAUUGUCUGUUGCAAAAAUGACAAAGACAGUUGAACCAAUCAUGUUAAGUGCCAUGGAAGGGGAUGAUUUUUGGCUACUAUUUAAAUCAUAUGCAUUUGGUGAUCAACGAUAUAAAGAUCAAGGGUUGUACAAUAUUGGGAAGCAAAUAGCUGGAGAGUUGGAGGGGAACCCCUUAGCAGCAAAAACUGUUGGCGCACUAUUAAGAAGAAAUAUUAGCAUUGAUAACUGGACUAACAUUCUAAACAGUGAAGAAUGGAAGUCCCUAAAGGUUAGCGGAGGCAUCAUGCCUGUUUUGAAGCUCAGCUAUGAUUGCCUACCAGGCCACUUGCAGCGUUGCUUCAAGUAUUGUAGUCUAUUCCCCAAGGAUUAUCAGUUUGAUGGAACAGACUUAGUCAGAAUUUGGAUUUCACAAGGAUUUGUGGAUGGUAGCCGUACCAGUAAAAGUUUAGAGGACACAGGGAAUGACUAUUUGGCUGAUUUGGUGGACUCGGGCUUCUUUCAGAAAAUUGGAAGGGACUGGCAUUCUCCGGAAUGCUUUGUCAUGCAUGAUCUUAUGCAUGAUUUAGCAUGGAAGGUUUCAAGAGCUGAAUUUGGGACUAUAGAUGGCAGGGACUGUGAAGAAAUCUUACCGACUGUGCGUCAUCUAUCAAUAGUUACUGAUUCAGCAUUUUCUCAUGAAAAAAUUGAAAAAAAGAUGCUGCAGGUUAAAUAUGUGAGAAAGCUGAGGUCCUUGGUAUUAAUUGGCGAUUAUGACCCAUCUUUUUUCAGAUCCUUCCAGAAUAUGUUCAAACAAGCAGAAAAUUUACGUUUGCUGCGAAUCUCUGCAACUUAUGCUGAUUUUGUUUCUUUCCUGCACAAUUUGGAAUAUCGUACCCAUCUUCGCUACCUAAAACUUGAGAACAAAGGGAGCGGCGAAGCUUUGCCAAUAUCUCUGAGCAAGUUUUACCAUCUUGAAGUAUUAGAUGCUGGACACCCAACUAUAGUUCAUGGUAUGAAUGAUCUUGUCAGCAUGAGGUAUCUUGUUGUGACAAAGAGAGCAUACUCUUCUGUUACUAGUGUUGGUGAAAUGAGCAAUCAUCAAGAUGUGCUGAAUAUCACGGAUCAAAAUUCUAGCUGCUCUGAGAUAACACAACUUCAAUCCAUGAACAAGCUUGUACAACUUGGUGUGUUUCAACUCGAAAAUGUCAGUAGUGCCGAGGCUUAUGGGCCAAAACUGAGAGAUAAACAACACUUGCAAAAGCUGCACUUGUCUUGGAACGAUACUUUGUCACAGGAUGGAUAUGCUAGUGACACAAGCUUUGAACCUUUUGGGGACAUAGAAACAGAAGAGGACAGAUCGCCAAUUGAUGAUAUUAACAAUGACCAAAGUUCUGAACCUUCUGCAGACACAGCAAGAGAGGUGCUUGAGGGUCUUGAACCACAUCGCAACCUAAAGCAUCUACAGAUUUCUGGGUACAGCGGGGCUACCUCCCCAGGUUGGCUUGGUACUUCAGUUUCCUGUUUGCAGACGCUUCAUCUCGAGGAUUGUGGAGAAUGGCAAAUACUUCCAUCUCUGGGAAGGCUAUCGUUUCUUACAAAAUUGAAGUUAAGGAAAAUGCAGAAAGUAACAGAACUAUCGAUUCCUUCACUGGAGGGGCUGGUGCUGAUUCAAAUGCCACAGUUGGAGAGAUGUUCCUGCAAUUCCGUGAGAGACUUGAACUCUAGUUUAAGGAUACUGAAGAUUAAGAGAUGCAGUGAACUGAAGGUCUUUCCUCUCUUCGAGAGCUGCGAGAAACUCAAAAUCGAGAAGAAGUCAUGGUUGUCCCAUCUUACGAAGCUUACCAUCCAUGAUUGUCCUCGUUUAACGAUAUCAAAUCCUCUACCACCUUCAAGUAGCGGUUGUAAAUUGUCCAUCGCGAGAGUUUCGACACUUCCAACGAUGGAGGGAUCAUCCAAUGGAGAAUUGAUAAUUGGAGACCAUUCCGAGCCAUGUUUUCCAGAUGAUCUGGAUUCCGAUGGGCUGACAAACCUGGACGACAAAAUUGUGUCAUUCCAUAAUCUGAGGGACCUGACUCGCUUGAAAAUAGCAGGGUGUGAAAAUCUAUCGUCUAUUUCACUCGAAGGUUUCAGGCAACUCGUCAGCUUAAAGAGUUUGGAAAUAGUCUGCUGCACAAAACUUUUCUCUUCAGUUGUUCUGCCAGAGCAUACCCAUGAAUACAUGGCAGACGCAAAUUUCAUUGCCCUCCCAUCUCUCAAGUAUCUCAGGAUUGAGACAUGUGGAAUAACCGGGAAGUGGCUAACUGUGAUACUAAAACUUGUACCACGAUUAGAGGAGUUGCAUUUAGAGGAUCUGGAUAUAUCACUAUUGAUAGAAGGGAAAGAGAGUAGUUUAUCACAUCUCAUCUCAGCUCCACAGGCUUCAUCACCAGGAAAUCGAGAUGACGCAAUGACAAGCUCAACUCCAGACGGGCUGCUGCGUGUUCCAUCAAAACUCAUCGCCUCUCUCAAGAAGAUGUGUAUAGCGAGGUGCUUUGGCCUAACAUUUCAUCCGAUCAAGGAAGGCUUCUCUGGAUUCACCUCACUUGAGGAGCUAACAGUUUGGAAAUGCCCCAGGCUGAUAUCGUCUUUGGUGCAUAAAGACGAAAACAAUGACCAGGGAACCGGAAGAUGGCUUCUCCCGCACUCACUUGGCAAACUUGAGAUCGUUGAUUGCACAGAAAUUCUGCAGCCCUACUUCGAGGAGAACCACACCUGCCUCAAAAAAUUAGAAGUAUCGAGCAGCCCAAAUUUGAGAUGUCUACAGCUAGAUUUCUGCACAGCACUAGAGGAAUUGGAUAUUGUUGGUUGUGAUUCGCUCACCGCGCUAGAGGGCUUGCAAUCCCGCCUCAAAAAACUACGAAUAUGGAUCAGCCCAAGUUUGAAAUGUGUACAGCUGGAUUCCUGCACAGCACUGGAGGAAUUGGAAAUUGAAGAUUGUAAUUCGCUCACCGCGCUAGAGGGCUUGCAAUCCCGCCUCAAAAAACUACGAAUACGGAGCAGCCCAAGUUUGAGAUGUCUACAGCUGGAUUCCUGCACAGCACUGGAGGAAUUGUAUAUUGGUUGUUCACUGGAAGAAUUGUAUAUUGGUGAUUGUAAUUCGCUCACCGCGCUAGAGGGCUUGGAUUCCUGCACAGUACUGAAGGAAUUGGAAAUUGAUAAUUGUAAUUCGCUCACCACGCUAGAGGGCUUGGAUUUCUGCACAGCACUGGAAGAGAUUAAGAUUAAAGAUUGUGAAUCGCUCACCGCCUGGAGAGCUUGCAAUCCCUCGGCGGUCUCAGGUCUUUGGUAG